AUUGUUGCGUAUAUUCUAUAGGUUAUUCCAGUAUGGAUGUAGGCUAGCAUGGGGAAGAUUACAACACAAAGAUAAGAAGGAGUUACUACAGACAAUCAAGAAUGUUGAGUCAAUGCUUAGUAUGACCAGGAAAUUAUUGCGAUUUGGAAAGAGUUUGGAUUUUCUUCAAGGAGCUCUAAAGAGUAUCCAUAUAAAAGAUACAGUCCUCAGAUUGACUUUAACUCUGUCAAAGAUCAACCAAGCUUUCUAUCUCCUCUUUGAUCAUAUCCUAUGGUUUAACUCAGUUGGUGCCAUAAAAGUAGACCGAGAGUACUGGGGAAAAAUUUCAGCUAGGUUCUAUUUGGCUACGCUCUUAUUGAACUCUAUUCGUGACUUGUAUGGAAUUUACUGCGUUAUACAGGAAGAGCUUACUGUAAGAAAGAAACUGUCUUCAAGCAGGUACAAGAAUGGCGACACAAAUUAUCAGUCUCUUAAUCGUAGACCUGCGACCAUGUUAGAAAUAACACAACAAAAUAUCCCUCUUGUUCUAGAUACUGUAAAAAAUUUCUUUGACUUACCAAUUCCAUUAUGUACCCUGAAGUACAUGCAGUUAUCGGCAACAAAACAAGGUAUUUUUGGACUUAUAUCCUCAGUUGUAGCUGUGGCAACUGUCUGGAACCCAAAUCUUAAAAUAGUGCCAUCAUAAAAGUCCAAUAACUUCUCAAAUAUAUAACUAUCUGAGAGAUUCCUAUGCUGUCAUUCCAUGUCAUGACCCCCUUA
Messenger RNA from Ruditapes philippinarum (Manila clam), 759 nucleotides. Its product is annotated as peroxisomal membrane protein 11B-like. Bases 113 to 685 code for a protein of 190 amino acids. Lineage: Eukaryota; Metazoa; Mollusca; Bivalvia; Venerida; Veneridae. Gene Ontology annotation, biological process: regulation of peroxisome size; peroxisome fission. The record is from RefSeq and is a predicted model, not a curated record. The transcript has 2 exons. Gene Ontology annotation, cellular component: peroxisomal membrane.